This is a messenger RNA of Aplysia californica (California sea hare), 541 nucleotides long. RefSeq names its product dolichol phosphate-mannose biosynthesis regulatory protein. Gene Ontology annotation, molecular function: enzyme regulator activity. Lineage: Eukaryota; Metazoa; Mollusca; Gastropoda; Aplysiida; Aplysiidae. The transcript is spliced from 4 exons. Gene Ontology annotation, cellular component: dolichol-phosphate-mannose synthase complex; endoplasmic reticulum membrane. Bases 160 to 411 code for a protein of 83 amino acids. The record is from RefSeq and is a predicted model, not a curated record. Gene Ontology annotation, biological process: GPI anchor biosynthetic process.
CAGUGCUAGCAGUUGGAAAUUGAAUAUUGACAGAGUAGAUGGCCUGCUGGCGACGCAGCAAUGUGAAAUUUUGAUCAACAAACAUCUGCCGAACAUACAGUUAGGCCCACAAUCCGGUUACAGUUUAGCGACUGAAGGUUUUUGGAUUUCUAAUCUUCAAUGGCGUCGACUUUAGACCAGGCAGCUGGUUGGGGAUUGGUAUCCAUAGCAGGAUUUGUGUUCACGUAUUACUCCAUCUGGGUUAUAGUCUUGCCAUUUGUAGACCCAGAUCAGCCUAUUCACCAGUACUUCCUUGAUCGAUUUUAUGCUGUUGCUGGACCCUUGGUGGCUGGAGUUAUUCUUCUCAUGAUUAUAGGAGCAUUGAUUGUCCAUGACACGAUGAAGUCCAGGAAAAAAGUGAAGACAAGCUGAUUCCAGAAUUUUUGUGAUCUACAAGCCAUUUUCCAACAUGUGCCUCUGUGUUACACUUGUGAUUUUCACUCAUUCGUUCAUCUUACAUCAUCUGUCAUUGUGUGUAAUAAAAACUCCAUUCCUGUGAAAA